Messenger RNA from Penicillium antarcticum, 1713 nucleotides. Its product is annotated as putative ribosomal assembly complex component Ipi3. Lineage: Eukaryota; Fungi; Ascomycota; Eurotiomycetes; Eurotiales; Aspergillaceae. Gene Ontology annotation, cellular component: nuclear pre-replicative complex. Bases 1 to 1713 code for a protein of 570 amino acids. The record is from RefSeq and is a predicted model, not a curated record. Gene Ontology annotation, biological process: DNA-templated DNA replication; rRNA processing. The transcript has 2 exons. Gene Ontology annotation, molecular function: protein binding.
AUGCUUUCCGAAUCAUUUGUGGCGUCGGUGCUGUCAUCUGCCAAAUCUCCGACAGCCUCGCUCAGAGAUGUAGGGAUAUGCGUCCACGAAUUGCAGCCUACGUCCAUACUGCGAUCGACUUUCAAGAAGAGCUCGACCUCGCCCAACUGUCUCGCUGUCAGCCCCUCGCAUAUUUUCACGGCCCAAGCCGACAAAGCGGUGGUGCACGUGUACAGCCGCGAAAAGGGAAACCAAGAGGCCAUCGUUCCAUUUCCGGAGCGUAUCCGCAGCAUUGCUGUCGCGGGGGGCAAGUAUGGUGAUGUCUUGGUUUUGGGCACUGAGGGUGGCCGAUUGAUCCUAUGGGAGACGUGUACAGGUCGUCAAGUCGCCUCGACAGCUUCCCAUCUACAACCAGUGACUUCACUCGUUGUCGACCCUACGUCCAACUUUAUUCUUUCCGGCUCGGCUGAUGCUAGUAUACAUGUCUGGUCCUUGCCUAGUAUUUUGUCAUUCUCAAAGCCCGCUCUUAGCGCCACUCGUCAACCCACGAAUUCGCCUAUCCGAACCUUCUCAAACCACCGCGCAGCUAUUACCUCCCUUGCUGUAGGACAUAGCAAUGGCCGACACAACAUUGUGGUUUCAACCGCAAAGGAUAAUACCGCAUUUGCGUGGGACUAUCAGACUGGCCGUGCGAUGAGAACCUUCCUCCUGCCUUUCUCCGCAACAUCUGUGGCUCUGGACCCCGUUGACCGCGCAUUCUACGUUGGAUAUGAAGACGGCAGCGUGCAAUCAGUAGACUUCUACCGUGGCCAGUCAGUUCAGCAUCCUCUUCACGAUCCCUCAGUACAAUCUACGCCUGCGCAGAUAUCCACCGAAGACAGAUGGCUUCCUCCUUCAGCCGAGUCUGGCUCGGUUAAGACUCUCUCCCUUACAUAUGACGGCACCACACUACUCUCCGGCCACGAGAGUGGCAAGGUGUUAUCAUGGAAUAUUGCGCGACACAAGUAUACUUCAUCGGUUGCCGACUACACCCACCCGAUCACAAACCUUGUUAUGCUUCCCCCAGGUGGCAUUCCCCACCCUUCCUCAGACUUGAAGCGAACUGCACACAACAUUGUCAAACCCCGCCAUGACAAUGGCCUUUCGGCUCCGACGCAUGCCCCUGGCGCCGUGCCAGCAGAGUACAUGUUCCAUACUCACAUCAUCGCACCCACUGAAACCAAAUUUCGCAACCCAACUCAAUUCUCCCAGGCGCUCACCCACGCCUUCUUCCCCGACUCCAUGAUCGAAGACGGUCUCGCCGAACUGGCAGCAUUCCGCCAGCCCGGCGCAGACGUUCGCGUCUCCUCAAGCGCUCCAGUCGCCAGAGAAAGCGCCGAGGUUUCAGCUGCUCGCGAGUCGCAAGUCACCGAGCUGGAAAGCGAGUUGUCCGUGCUCAAGAAAAAGGUUGUAGUGAAUGAGACAGCUCGCCAUAGUGCAGAUGAUGAGGUCGUCAAGCUGCGCUCAGACCUUGCCAAUCUACAGGAUUACAUCAACGAGCUCCAUGAGAAGCAGGAAGCUGCCCAGCAAGACAAGGUCGUGCGUCAAGCAAAGAAGCAGGAGCACGCGACCAAGAGACGGGAAGCAUGGCUCGCUGCAGAGAAGAAGGGUUGCAAUGGUGAUGCGGCUAUCAAGAAGAUGGAGAUCGAUGAUGGCGCUUUGACCAGUGACUCGGAUGAUCAGAGUGAUGAAUAA